Drosophila simulans is the source of this 4917-nucleotide messenger RNA. It is a transcript of the gene NSD, whose product is annotated as probable histone-lysine N-methyltransferase Mes-4. Gene Ontology annotation, biological process: regulation of DNA-templated transcription. The transcript is spliced from 5 exons. Bases 136 to 4398 code for a protein of 1420 amino acids. Gene Ontology annotation, cellular component: nucleus; chromatin. Lineage: Eukaryota; Metazoa; Arthropoda; Insecta; Diptera; Drosophilidae. Gene Ontology annotation, molecular function: histone H3K36 methyltransferase activity; protein binding. The record is from RefSeq and is a predicted model, not a curated record.
GAUGGAUCGAUAGCUACCGCGAUGCCCACGGUUGCAAUCGAGGUUUUGGCGCAAGCGAAGCCUCUGUGUUCUUGGAAAUUGUCGAGUUAACGGUAGUGUUUAAUUGACGAGAGCGCGAUUAAACUGGACCGCAGAAUGAAGCUGAGCACGGACGCGCACUCCGAGAUCGAGGGCGACGCUGCCCACGGCAAUGUGCUGUGCAACUCCGCGUCCGAUUCCCUGGCCGCCACCGACGAAGUGGCUGCGGGCAACGACGAGUCGGCGGCCACCGAAGGCGAUGAUGUUGAAAUUCCGAUGGACACCAACAACAGUACUCCGGUUCGACUGCUGGACAAGCCCGGCCAAGACUCCGGCCAGAACGGCGCAGAGCCCGCUAUGGAGGAGUGCGACCUGGAGAGUCAGCAGCAGACGCCAGUCCAAAAAAAGCAACAACAGCGUGUGUCCAUGGUGAACAGGAAACGAGAUCUUAUCAACUUGCAGUCGGCGCUGAGCCCCAAAUAUAUUGGCUAUGCCAAUGCCAACUCACCCACGCCGCUUUCCGAUUCCGAUGACACAAUGCGCACGACGAGGCGACGCGUUAAUCAAGCGGCGGCACUGAACAACAACAGCAGUGCUGGCGAGACCCUGGCCCAUGAUAAUGCGUCACCAAGGACCCCCGGGGGAGGAGGAGGAGGAGGUGGUGGAGACGAUAGCGCUAAUCAGCUGCUCAGCAAGACCUACAUGAGCCCUAUCGAAAAGCUGCUAAUCAAGAACGGCGCCAGUUCGCCCAACAGCACCGGUUUCGAGACGGGCUCCGAGGACCUGGUCAUACGGCCACUCGUUCGCAAGCACGUAAAGCGCAAAAUUAAGAGAGUGUCGAAGGCGAAAGUGCCCCUCGAACUGGAGGAGGAAAACCAGCAAGGGGUUGACGAAAAGUCAGUGAAAACGGAGCCAAUAGAUGAGGAAGUUGACCAGGCAGCAGAAGAAGCCCCAAAUCAGGUGGCUGAAACUACCGCGAUCUCCAUUAAACCAGAGACUGAGGCUGAGCACAAAGCAGCCGUAGAUGUUCAUAUAAAGCAAGAGGAUACUAUCAGCUUAGAUAUAGUUAGGAAUCCAGUAGAGAGCACUUCCAUGGUUAUCACUGAAGAGCCGAAAGAACUGGAAAAAAGUACCUCCUCCACGGAGGUGGAUCUGAAAUCUCCACCCGACUUGAGCUCCACGGCGCUCGCCACAUCCAUCAAAUCCCCCUCCUCUGUGAGCAUCGAUAGCGCCAAAGGCCUGUCCAUAGUCACUGAUCCCGGAUGGCCCAUCUACCAAGCUGGUGAUCUGUUUUGGGGCAAGGUCUUCUCGUACUGCUUCUGGCCCUGCAUGGUGUGUCCGGAUCCGCUUGGCCAGAUUGUGGGCAACAUGCCGAGCCAUACUCAGCGCUCAUCCCUUGACAACGCCAACGUUCCCAUUCAAGUACAUGUGCGCUUCUUCGCCGACAACGGACGCCGCAACUGGAUUAAGCCGGAGAAUCUGCUGACCUUUGUCGGACUGAAGGCUUUCGAAGAUAUGCGCGAGGAAGUGCGAAUCAAGCAUGGACCGAAGAGCGCCAAGUACCGUCAGAUGGUGCCCAAGCGGACAAAGGUUGUCAUCUGGCGACAGGCCAUCGAGGAGGCGCAAGCUAUGACCCAGAUCCCGUACUCCGAUCGCCUCGAAAAAUUCUACCAGACGUACGAGAACGUUGUCACUCCCAAUAGACAAAAACGUAACCGUACCAAGUAUAUGAUGCAGGACACUUCUGACGUGGGCAGCAGCCUGUACGACUCCACGGACAACCUGCACAACAAGCAAGGCACACAGUUGCUGGCCGUGAAGCGAGAACGCUCGGAGUCGCCCUUUAGUCCGGCCUUCUCCCCCAUAAAGAGGAAGAACGAAAAGCGGGCCAAGCGCCGCAAACUGAGCAAUGGCACCGAAGCGGAUACUGGUAGCAACAGCUUGGCGGAAAUUCUUUCACAGACCAUAACAACUGUGGACAGCUCCGUUUCUGAGAAUCCCGAGUUCAGACAGCUCUUUUCUGCCAUCAUGGAAUAUGUAAUGAUGAACCGGUCAGAUGAAAAAGUGGAGAGUCUUCUGGUCUCCGUGGUCAGCAAUAUCUGGGCCCUGAAGCAACUCCAGUUGCGCGAGCUAGAGCGCGACUUGUUAGGCGGGGAAAUUGACGAGCCUUUGGGCUCGUCGGUGGUUGGUCGUGGCAGCGGUGUUGGCACUGUCAAGCGACUCUCGAAUCGCCUUAUGACCUUGAUGGUGCGCCGUAGCAUGACUCCUGUAGUGACACCAAGUACAACGCCCGCGCCAUCGGAGCCAGAUCGUCGCCUUUCCGAGGCGCCGAAGUCCAAGAAGCCCGUCAACCGGCCCAUCGAAGAAGUAAUUGAAGACAUCUUGCAGCUGGACAGCAAGUAUCUCUUCCGUGGGCUUAGCCGCGAUCCCAUAUGCAAAUAUUGUUACCAGGCGGGAUCCGAUCUUGUGCGCUGCUCGCGCACCUGCUCGAGCUGGCUGCAUGCCGACUGCCUGGAACGAAAGGAGACAGGAGCUCCGAUGCCCAAAAUAGGCAGUCGAAAGGCUCUGGUCAUUUCACCCACAUCGAAAUCUCCCAGUCCCGAUGAGGAGCAUGUAACAGCCGACGCCAAGGAGGUUGUUGCCGUUGGUACCUCACUGGUGUGCCAUGAGUGCAAUAUGGGCGAACCGGAAGGCUGUGUCAUUUGCCACCAAGUUGAAUCGCCAGCUGUUCCCAGCACUCCCCGGAAGGAGGAUGCACCAUCGCACACGCCAAUCGAAGAUAAGCUCCUGACAUGCAGCCAGCCUGUGUGUGGCAAGCGGUUUCACACGAGUUGCUGCAAAUAUUGGCCGCAGGCGAGCCGCAGCAAACAUUCGGCGCGUUGCCCACGGCACGUGUGCCACACAUGCGUCUCCAACGAUCCCAGCGGCAAGUUCCAGCAGCUGGGCAGCUCCAAACUGGCCAAGUGCGUUCGCUGCCCGGCCACCUAUCACCAGGACUCGCAUUGCAUUCCAGCCGGCACCCAGAUGCUCAACGCCACCAACAUAAUCUGUCCGCGGCACAACAUCGCCAAGGCCGAUGCCCACGUCAAUGUUCUGUGGUGCUACAUCUGCGUCAAAGGCGGCGAAUUGGUAUGCUGCGAAACGUGCCCCAUUGCUGUGCACGCCCACUGCCGGAAUAUUCCCAUCAAGACCAACGAGAACUACAUCUGCGAGGAGUGCGAGAGCGGUCGUCUGCCGCUCUAUGGCGAGAUAGUGUGGGCGAAGUUCAACAACUUCCGCUGGUGGCCGGCCAUCAUCCUGCCGCCCACUGAGGUGCCCAGCAAUAUACUUAAGAAGGCUCACGGCGAGAAUGACUUUGUGGUGCGAUUCUUUGGCACACACGAUCAUGGCUGGAUUUCAAGACGUCGCGUUUACCUUUACAUCGAGGGGGAUACGGGCGAUGGACAUAAGACCAAGUCGCAGCUGUUUCGCAACUACACCACCGGCGUGGAAGAGGCUUCGCGCUUUCUUACGAUCAUCAAAGCCCGCCGGCAGGAACAGGCCAUGGGACGCCAGAGUGGUAUUAAGCUCCAUCCGCCUCCAUAUGUGAAAAUCAAGACCAACAAGGCGGUGCCACCGUUGCGAUUCUCGCAGAAUCUAGAGGAUUUGAGUACUUGUAACUGCCUGCCGGUGGACGAGCAUCCCUGUGGCCCGGAGGCUGGCUGCCUCAACCGCAUGCUGUUCAAUGAAUGCAAUCCGGAUUACUGCAAGGCUGGCAGUCUUUGCGAGAAUCGAAUGUUUGAGCAACGCAAGUCGCCACGUCUGGAGGUGGUCUACAUGAACGAGCGGGGAUUUGGGCUCGUCAACCGUGAGCCCAUAGCCGCGGGCGACUUUGUCAUCGAGUACGUGGGCGAGGUGAUCAAUCAUGCCGAGUUCCAGCGGCGCAUGGAGCAGAAGCAGCGGGAUCGCGACGAGAACUACUACUUCUUGGGCGUGGAAAAGGACUUCAUAAUCGAUGCGGGACCGAAGGGCAACUUGGCUCGCUUCAUGAACCAUUCGUGCGAGCCCAACUGCGAGACCCAGAAGUGGACCGUCAAUUGCAUCCAUCGUGUGGGCAUAUUUGCAAUCAAAGACAUUCCAGUGAACACGGAGCUCACCUUCAACUACUUGUGGGACGACUUAAUGAACAACAGCAAGAAGGCCUGCUUCUGCGGAGCAAAGCGCUGUUCCGGCGAGAUCGGCGGCAAACUCAAGGAUGAUGCAGUUAAGGCCCAUGCCAAGUUGAAGCAGAUGCGACGGGCAAAAGCUCCCACCGUUCGUAUCCAUGUGAAGCCCAAGAAGACUCCCAAGGUGAAACACAUAAGUGCGGACGAUGAGCCAAUGGAUGCGAAGGACGAGUAAUGGAUGCCAAUUAGAUAGGAAGAACAUUUUUUAACAUUACAUUUUUGUUGUAUUAUGAAGGAAUAUUUUUAACUCUCACCACAUGUAUUUAUUUCCGAAAAGUUAUGACGUAUGUUUUUUAGAGACAAUCUAGUGGAGAUUGCGCUGCGCAGAUGGAUGUUGUGAAAAUAAAGUGAGACGAUUAUUUUGUAAGACGUUCUAUUAUAAAGUUAUGAAGUUUAAUCAAUCAGUUCAGUAUAGUUGAUAUUGUUUUCGUUUGUCCUGCCGCACAGAGGCCGCAUAUAGAAAAGGUUUUUAAAUUAUACAUUAGAAAUUUGUUCAUAUUUCACUGUUUGUCGCUUAGUUACAGUAAAGCUAGCACUUUGGCAUAUAUAAACUCGUAUGACUAUAAAACUAGACAUAGCUAAGUCUAAGAUCUAGGAGUACGCACUUUAAACUUAAGUGGAUAUGCACUAUACAAGGAUAAAACAUGAGUGCCAAAAAUAAAGCGAGCGCCCAUUGUUAAGGCGUUACACUGAA